This is a messenger RNA of Poecile atricapillus (Black-capped chickadee), 4021 nucleotides long. RefSeq names its product DExH-box helicase 9 (gene DHX9). Gene Ontology annotation, molecular function: ATP binding; 3'-5' DNA/RNA helicase activity; double-stranded RNA binding. Gene Ontology annotation, biological process: regulation of mRNA processing; positive regulation of transcription by RNA polymerase II. Bases 93 to 3836 code for a protein of 1247 amino acids. Gene Ontology annotation, cellular component: nucleolus; intracellular anatomical structure; ribonucleoprotein complex. NCBI's taxonomy places the organism in Eukaryota, Metazoa, Chordata, Aves, Passeriformes, Paridae. The record is from RefSeq and is a predicted model, not a curated record. The transcript has 27 exons.
UCUGGCCGCGCGCAGGCGCUUGCGUGUGGUGCUGCUGCGGGCCCGGCGCCGACUGGAGCAGGCGGCCGUGUCCCAGUGGCCGCUGCGCGGCCAUGGGGGAAGUGAAGAAUUACCUGUACGCCUGGUGCGGCAGGAGGAGGGUGAUGCCGGCCUACGAGAUCCGCGCCGCCGGCGGCCGCGGCCGACAGACCUUCCUCUGCGAGGUUCGAGUGGAAGGCUUCAACUAUGUCGGCAUGGGCAACUCUACCAACAAGAAGGAUGCGCAGAGCAAUGCUGCCCGAGACUUCAUCAACUACUUAGUGAGGGUGAAUGAAAUGAAGAAGGAUGAAAUUCCUGCUUUUGGACCAGCAGCAGGUGAUAUCCCCACUGGAGGACAGGAAGCAGCUAGAGAUGUCAUUGGUUCCAGUUCAGCUGUGGGGGGACCUCUUCCUCCACAUUUGCUUUUAAAAAGUGAAGUAGGCAAUGGACCAGGUGCAGCACCUGGAAACUCUGGCAGUUGUGGAGCUCAGUGGGAUCGGGGUGCAGACUUGCAAGAUUAUUAUUCCAGGAAAGAGGAGCAAGAAGCGCAGGAGACCUCAGAGUCAGAAGUGGACUUAAAUGCAGAUCUUCACGGGGGUUGGACCUUGGAAAAUGCCAAGGCACGUCUGAACCAGUUUUUCCAAAAGGAGAAGAUCCAGGAAGAAUAUAAAUACAUUGAAAUGGGGCCUGAUCACAACAGGAGCUUUAAUGCAGAAAUUAGCAUUUAUGUGAAGCAGCUGGGCAGAAGGAUUUUCAGUUGCGAGCACGGAUCAAACAAAAAGCUGGCAGCACAGUCCUGUGCCCUUUCCUUGGUCAGACAGCUCUACCAUCUUGGUGUCAUUGAGCCUUUCUCUGGGCAGAUGAAGAAGAAAGGAGAAUCGUUGGAACCCUAUGAGGUGUUGCUGUCUUCUGACUUAGAAAAUCAUCUGCAAAAGACUAUACGGGAACUGUCCCUGCAGAUCGUGCCUUUGCCUGAAGAUCCCAGUAAUCCAGUUCUGAUCAACGUUGGAAAGUUGGCCCAUUUUGAACCAUCACAAAGACAAAAUCACAUGGGAGUUGUUCCCUGGUCGCCACCUCAUUCCAACUGGAACCCUUGGACAGGCUGCAAUAUUGAUGAGGGUCCACUGGCAAAUCUCACUCCGGAGCAAAUAAGCAGGGAUCUGAAAAGUGAUUUCAUGUACCAUCUGGAGCAGGAUCAGGAAUUACAGAGGAUCCAAGAAGCAAGAGAGGCCUUACCUGUGAAGAAUUUUGAAAGGGAAAUUCUGGAUGCAAUCCAUCACAAUUCUGUUGUUGUCAUCCGUGGUGCCACUGGUUGUGGCAAGACUACUCAAGUGCCCCAGUAUAUCCUGGAUGAAUACAUCAGAACCAACCGAGCUGCUGAGUGCAACAUAGUGGUGACACAGCCCCGGAGGAUUAGCGCAGUUUCCGUAGCGGAACGUGUGUCCUAUGAGAGGGGGGAAGAGCCUGGUCAGAGCUGUGGGUACAGUGUGCGGUUUGAGUCUGUGCUCCCUCGGCCACAUGCCAGCAUCAUGUUCUGCACUGUAGGUGUUCUUCUGAGAAAGGUGGAGACUGGUAUCCGUGGCAUUAGUCAUGUUAUUGUUGAUGAGAUCCAUGAGAGAGACAUUAAUACUGACUUCCUUUUGGUGGUGCUGAGAGAUGUCAUUCAGGCAUAUCCUGAAAUCAGGGUUGUCCUCAUGUCUGCCACUAUUGAUACCAGUAUGUUUUGUGAAUACUUCUUCAACUGUCCCAUCAUCGAGGUCUAUGGGAGAACCUUUCCAGUCCAAGAUUAUUUUCUGGAAGAUUGUAUUCAAAUGACUCAGUUUGUCCCUCCACCCAAGGAAAAGAAGAAGAAAGAGAAAGAUGAAGAAAGUGGUGAAGAUGACAAUACCAACUGCAACCUUAUUUGCAGUGAUGAAUAUGGCCCAGAAACAAAGCACUCCAUGGCUCAGCUGAACGAGAGAGAAACCUCUUUUGAACUUAUUGAGGCUCUGCUGAUUUAUAUUAGGACUCUGAAUGUCCCAGGAGCUGUCCUUGUUUUCUUGCCUGGCUGGAACUUAAUCUAUACAAUGCAGAAGCAUCUAGAAAUGAACCCGCGCUUUGGAGGCCACCAGUACAGGAUUUUACCUUUGCAUUCCCAGAUUCCUCUAGAGGAGCAGCGUCGAGUGUUUGAUCCUGUGCCUCCAGGGGUGACCAAAGUUAUUUUAUCUACCAGUAUUGCUGAGACCAGCAUUACCAUCAAUGAUGUGGUCUUUGUUAUUGACUCUUGCAAGCAAAAAGUGAAGCUGUUCACUGCUCACAACAAUAUGACAAACUAUGCUACGGUCUGGGCAUCAAAAACCAAUUUGGAGCAGCGGAAAGGGAGAGCUGGGCGUGUGCGAGCCGGGUUCUGUUUCCAUUUGUGCAGCAGAGCUCGUUUUGAGAGACUUCAGACUCACAUGACGCCUGAAAUGUUUCGAACACCACUUCAUGAAAUUGCUUUGAGCAUCAAACUGCUGCGGCUGGGAGGGAUCGGGCAGUUUUUGGCCAAAGCCAUUGAGCCGCCCCCACUGGACGCAGUGAUUGAAGCGGAACGCACGCUGAGAGAGCUUGAUGCCCUGGAUUCCAAUGAUGAGUUGACACCUCUUGGAAGAAUCCUGGCCAAACUUCCCAUUGAACCUCGUCUGGGCAAGAUGAUGAUCAUGGGCUGUAUUUUUUACGUGGGAGAUGCUGUAUGUACCAUCUCUGCAGCUACCUGUUUCCCUGAACCUUUCAUCAAUGAAGGCAAACGCCUGGGUUAUGUCCAUAGGAAUUUUGCUGGGACCAGGUAUUCAGAUCAUGUAGCUUUGCUCUCUGUCUUCCAAGCCUGGGAUGAUGCAAGAAUGGGUGGUGAAGAAGCAGAGAAAAGAUUUUGUGAACACAAAAGACUCAGCAUGGCCACUCUUAGAAUGACUUGGGAAGCAAAAGUCCAGCUAAAAGACAUACUUAUUAGUUCUGGCUUUCCUGAAGAAUGUUUGAUGACUCAACCGUUUAACAACACUGGCCCUGAUAGUAACCUGGAUGUUGUAAUCUCCCUGCUGGCUUUUGGGGUCUACCCCAAUGUCUGCUACCACAAGGAGAAGAGGAAGAUUCUUACCACCGAGGGGCACAAUGCUCUCAUCCACAAAUCAUCUGUCAACUGCCCUUUCAGCAGCCAGGACAUCAAGUAUCCAUCACCUUUCUUCGUUUUUGGAGAGAAGAUUCGAACACGAGCCAUCUCUGCCAAAACCAUGACCUUGGUGAGCCCACUGCAGCUGCUUCUGUUUGCUUCCAAGAAAGUCCUGUCAGAUGGCGAAAUCAUUCUGGUGGAUGACUGGAUCAAGCUGAAGAUGCCGCACUUGGCAGCCGCCUGCAUCACUGCUCUGCGUGCUGCCAUGGAGGCCCUCGUGGUUGAAGUGACCAAAGAUCCUGGGAUCAUCCGGCAGCUGGACCCUGCAUACGAGAGGAUGCUGAAUGUGAUCCGGCAGCUGUCCCGGCCAGCUGCGGCAGGGAUGGCACUCACAGCUGCCAACAGCAGGUUCGGGGAUGGCCCUCGCCCGCCCAAGAUGGCUCGCUACAGCAACGGCAGUAACCUUCGAGGCUGGGGAGAUUAUGUGCAUGGCUCCAGUCACAGGGGCAGAGGCUAUGGUGGCAACUCCAGCUGGCACUCCGUGGGAAGAGGAUACCCUGGUAGUCCUGGGGGAGGCUACGGAGGCGGGGGUGGCUGCCGAGGAGGAGGAGGAUACCGAGGAGGAGGAGGAUACCGAGGAGCAGGCAGGGGCUACCGAGGAGGCUAUAGGGAUGUGGGCAGGGGUGGGUGGUAGUGAUAGCAGUUCAGUGGAGUCUUUCCACUUAACAAAAGUGUGUUUCCUUCCCAAAUUCCUUUCUUCCUCUUCCCAGUUUGUAUGCCUUUUUUGGUUCCUUAGUACAGUUACAGUUCUGUAAUAUAUCAUGCCCUUAGGGAAUUUCCUGCAAGUUGUAUGAUUUUAUUCUAAAUAAAGAGUUUGUU